AUGGCAUCAUCGGCUCACAAUGCAGUGAGAGCCUUGGUGCAAUGUGCGAAAGAUAUGGAAUUGAAAUUUCCCACUGCCGCGAAGGCAAUUCAAGAAGACUUCUACAUGGAUGACUGCGCCACAGGUGCUGAUUCUGAAGUUGAAGCAAUAAAGUUAUCGACAGAAAUCGACCUGAUACUAAAGAGUGCAGGUUUCGAGCUAAGAAAAUGGAGUUCGAAUUCCAGAGCUUUCAUAGAAAACAUGAAUUAUGAGGAGCAAAAUUCGAUUGUAUUCCAAGAAGACGACAAAGCGUCGAUUCUGGGAUUGAAAUGGUUACUCGACAGAGAUCAAUUUACAUUUGUAGUAAAGACACCAAUAUCUGAGGAUAUAAUGACAAAGAGGAAAGUAGUUAGCUGUAUAGCACAGUUGUACGAUCCAAAUGGAUUUUUAUCGCCAGUAACGAUUCUUGGUAAAAUUCUUAUACAAGACAUAUGGCGAGGAAAGAAGGAUUAG
Messenger RNA from Episyrphus balteatus (marmalade hoverfly), 492 nucleotides. RefSeq lists its product as uncharacterized. Bases 1 to 492 code for a protein of 163 amino acids. Lineage: Eukaryota; Metazoa; Arthropoda; Insecta; Diptera; Syrphidae. The transcript has a single exon. The record is from RefSeq and is a predicted model, not a curated record.